GCGGACGCAGGGUCGCACGCCAUUGGCGGGCAGGGCGCAGGCUCAUUUGCUCAGACCGCCCCGAUGUUUUGGGGAGCGAGGGCAGGUGGCGGAGAGCGUGCGCUGUUCGUGCGCAUGGGCAGAUGGUGUCUUGGGGGGCCCAUCAGCUUUACUGCUUCCUCGCGAGACAGACGCUGCGCGGUCACGCCAGGUUGAAAUUGCAGUCUCGUGGUUAAGAGCCUGGACUCUGUCUGGACGCACACUCCCGAAGUUGGAAUUCUAUCAGCCAGCUGUGCGACCUCGCUGUACCAUCUUCCUUGUGGUGGCCUUGUCUUGGGGUGAGCAGUCAAGAGCGUUCGCUGCUGUUUUUACCAGACAAUGAUGUGUUUCUGAAAUUCUGAACCAUGAGUCUAGCACUUAAUGAUCUGCUUAUUUGCUGCCGUCAACUAGAGCAUGAUAGAGCUACAGAACGAAGGAAAGAGGUUGAGAAAUUUAAGCGCCUGAUUCAGGAUCCUGAAACCAUUCAACAUUUAGAUCGGCAUUCAGAUUCCAAACAAGGCAAAUACUUGAAUUGGGAUGCUGUUUUUAGGUAUUCCUUUCUAAUUUUUUUCCUCUUUCAUUUUUAUUUCUGUUGUGUAUUUUUUGUGUGUAAGUAGGUCUAAUUUAUCUUUGCUCCCUAUCUACCAUUGUGCAUUGCAAUGAAAUUGGUGCUUAAUAUUUAACUGAAAUGUAAUUUUUAAAGGAUGUUCAUAUGGAAAAAGUUAAACAUUUUUAGAUCAUUUGUUCAAUAAAAUGUCUUAGACAUAUCUCACUCAAGAUUAGAGAGAAUUUCUUUCAU
Molecule: messenger RNA, 817 nt
Organism: Vicugna pacos (alpaca)
Lineage: Eukaryota; Metazoa; Chordata; Mammalia; Artiodactyla; Camelidae
Source: RefSeq, a predicted model, not a curated record